Homarus americanus (American lobster) is the source of this 6404-nucleotide messenger RNA. RefSeq names its product hemolymph clottable protein-like. Gene Ontology annotation, biological process: lipid transport. NCBI's taxonomy places the organism in Eukaryota, Metazoa, Arthropoda, Malacostraca, Decapoda, Nephropidae. Bases 125 to 5227 code for a protein of 1700 amino acids. The record is from RefSeq and is a predicted model, not a curated record. Gene Ontology annotation, molecular function: lipid carrier activity. The transcript is spliced from 37 exons.
AAGACCGAGCAACGUUGUAUUCGCUCUUGGCUGCUCCUUCAGUAUACUCGUCCUCCCAGCACACUCACCUCCACUCGUUAUACUCCACGGCGCCACACCAGCCACCCUCUCUCCCUUCGUCACCAUGAGGGGGGUUCUGCUCCUGGGACUCCUAGGUUCGUGCUGGAGCCUGGAGCCAGGUCUGGAGUACCAGUACCGGUACAGUGGCAGGGUAGCAUCUGGGAUCCCUGACCUCAAAGACCAGUAUUCAGGAGCAGGAAUUCAGAUUGAUGUCACUGUACAGGUGUCCAGUGAGCAUGAGACCUUCUUCCAGUUCAGCAACAUCCAAGUGGGAGAAUUUCACGAUGAACUAGAGUGCGACACUCGGUCACCGCUACCCAUCCAGUACCACCCGCUGGAGCAAGGCAAUGACCUACUCGAAAAGCCCUUCGAAUUCUGCAUCGAUGGGGGAGAGGGCAAGGAGUACCUGAAGGCGCCUCAGGAACCAGUCUGGAUCACCAACAUCAGAAAGUCUGUCGUCAACAUCUUCAGAAUACCGCCAAUACUGGGUAACUACGGCGACCCUAGAAGAGAACCAACAUUCAAAAAGACGACCUUUACGCUCAACGAGACUGUGAUGGCUGGCUACUGUAACAAUCAGUACUCCCUCUUCCAGCUACCGAAGGAGCAGACAGUCCUGGAGAACCAGCGGCGGGAGGCAGUGGUUGAAAUAGACACACAGAGACAAGAAUCCUCCUCAAGUUCUAAAUCGAAGUUCUCUAAGAAGACCACAGGAAGAGGCGGAAAGAAAAGUUCAACAAAGAAGUCACCUACAAGCAGCAAGUCGAAGACGUCGUCGCAGACCUCAAGCGCCUUUACCAUUGAAGACACUCUCUGGUCCCUCACGCGUGUACUCGAGUUCGAAUCCUGUGAAAACCUAGUGAAAUGGAAGAUGCACGGCAAUAAGAAGACAGACGAAAACAUCAUUCGAACGUCCAUCGGGAACUAUCUGCUUCGUGGAUCCGAAGGUUCCGCCAGGAUAGAGCGAGCUGUGGUCGAGGGCACCAUCUCUGUGUUCACCAGCGAACAACUGGAAGAACAUAUUGUUACCUUCACCAACCAGACGCUGGAGCUGCGAGCAGUGAGGACCUUGAGAGCAGAGUUGGGCCUUGACUACGAGCCUCACCAGUACAGGUCUUGGCACUACCAGGUGGACCACCUGUUGACUGACCCGGAGGAGAGGAGAGGCGAGACUCGUCCCAACCUGGAGCAUGCCGCCACAGGCGUCCCAAUCACCAGUCAACUGAUUACCGAGAUCAAGACCAAUAUCUCGAGAGGUCUGGUAACCCUGGCAACUCGGUUGACGACGAGCCCUUACAGCAGGAACCACUUGGUGAAGGAGGUCAGCGCCCUGGUAGCGUAUGUGACAACGCUCAGUAGAACAGAGAUACACGACGUCUUUAACCAUAUCCCUGAAGAUGAAUUCCAAUUAAAGAAAAUAGUGAUCUUCUACGAGCUGUUAAUCAAUGCAGGGACACUGCCCUCCCUGAGCUACCUGCUAGACAAGAUGAACGACCCGACCUUCAGAGAAGAUUAUAAUAUCAUUGUACUCAACUUCUUUGAGACUAUUCACAAGAGUAUGAAAAAUCCCUUGCUUAUUCCAGAUGUCAUGAAUUUAGUAAAGAGCCUGUCUUGGGAAACUUCUGAUAAAUACGUUAAGCCGUUUGCGCUGUUGAACUUUGCUACAUUGGCUCAUGAUCUGUGUCUUAGCCCUAGCAAGUGGGAGCAGUUUAGCGAAAACACCUGUGACCCACAGCACACCUGCUCCCACGACCUCAUUAUUAAUGGCUUCUUCCCGACUCUUGUGCAAGGUGUACAGGAUGAAGACUCGCCCACUUGGAUGAGGCUGGUGUACCUUAAAGCCCUCGACAACCUUGGUACUCCUCAAGCCGUGGACGUCAUCAAGCACAUCGUUCUUGGUGACAGAGACACACACAUCUCACUGAGAAUAAACGCCAUCCUGAGUCUGACCCCCAAUCAUCUGCCUGAAGCUGUUCGUAGUACGGUGUUCCAAUUAUUGAUGCCUGUAUUUGAGAACAUCGGUGAGGACCAAGUAGUUCGUAGCGUUGCCUUCACCACUAUGCACUUCUGGGAACCAAGUGCCACGUGGUGGAAGCGUGUUGCCCUCUCUACUUGGUAUGAGCCCUCCUCUCAAGUGGCCAGCCUCAUCUCUGCCACCAUCACUUCCCUCGCUCAUAGUCAUGAACCUAUGUCUAAGAUCGCUUCCCAUGUGCUCCACCUGGCCAAGCCUCCUGCUACACCGUCCCUAUCUCAUUCCUCCCUAUUUUACAUCCCGAAUUUCCUCGCCAAAUGUGAGGCAAAGACUCUCGCUACCCUUGGAUGGUUUGCCAAUACUGAGAACCUCUUCCCUGCCGCGAUUAUUUUACGCCUGAAGAUGAAUGCCUUCUUUGGCUUCUCAGAAACUUUCAUGAUAAAUAUUGGACAACUCCACUUUGAUCACGCCUUCAGAAUAAACUUCGACAAUUUCCUCUUCAUGAACCACAAAAUGGACGAUAGAGACAUCGCAGCCAUCGCCCGUGACAUGUAUGAGGAGCUCAAGGAGGAGCUUGUGAUCAAUUUAUUUGGUCAGAAAAAUAAUGCGGAGUAUUGGCUGGGGCAGGAGGAAGGAGUCCACUUCCUUUCACAUGCUGCAGCUGAUAAUCCCACCCUUCUGAACGGAAUUUUUGUCCAAACCAACUUGCCACAUAUCCAGCGAUAUGUGGACUACACUGAGGUGCUGCCCACUGACCUUGGUCUGCCCUUCUUUGUUCAGUAUGUUCAGCAGCACGCCUUCUGGCUUCAAGAGGACAGCUUCAGCGCCCAAGGAGAACGAGGAAAAGUUAAAGGCAGCAUUAACUUUAUAUUUGACUGCAGUCAGGACAGCACCCUGCUGACCAAAACACUACUCCCGUGGUCACAGCGAAAGUUCGCCGUCGGGGCUGGUCUCCACAACUCAGUGUCUGUGGUGGUUCCUCUCAAAAUUCAUGGAAAUCUGGACAUGACGCAUAAGGAAGUGCAUAUCACAAUAGAACCAACAAGUGACGAUAAGGUGCGGCUGAUUGACUCCCACAACUACCCCUUCACCGUCGUGACCGGGCCAUUCCCCACCACCGUUUACAGAGAACGAAAUGAAUACAAAAUAGUUGAAACCAUUCAACCUGAAUUAUUUUCGCGAAACGUUCAGGAACUCCCUUCUGUCGUCGGACUCUCUCUUAAGUCUUCUUGGUCAGCGAACUUUGAAUAUCCGCUCAACGUUGCCUCUGUCUACAGUGGAGUGUCUGAUCCAUUUACCCCUUCAUACAAUAAUUGGAAGUACAUCCUUGAGUUUGAUCCAGCUGCCUCCACCACCAAAAGCAUCACAUUUAUCUUUAGAUAUGUGACCAUGGAGAGUGACCCUCUGGAGAACAUCGAGCAGGGUCUUGGCCAGGUGUCGCAGACAGCUUCUGACUUCUCCGACUACUCCCAAACGCCAUCUGACUAUCAGGAGUUUGGUGAGACCGAAAUAUUCGCACAAGAACAGCAGAGUGAGAGCCGACAACGUAUUGCCAAAUUACAGGAGCAAGUGAUGCCUAUUUCAGGCGGGUACGUGCAGAGCGUGAGUGUUGGUGUAGAGCUUCAGGGCUCCUCCACCAGCAGGAGCUACGAGGCGGUGGUAACGUGGGCCACCAGCUCUUCCUCCUCCCACAAGUCCAAUAAGAUUCAGGUCACCUUCCUCCAGAAUGCUCCUAUGGGCCUCUUGGAGGAGCCUCACUCUACGUGCUUGAACUUGCACGUGAAGAAGCCUUCCUUCCAGCCUCUGGCCACUACAGAAGAAGUGUUGUCCACCAACUUCCACACCACCAUCCAGACCGACGUGUACGAUGGCGUUUCCUGUGACGAUGAACCGGUUCUUGAAAUCCAGGGGUCGUUGGACGUGAGCGAGGGGGCCCUGAGGCUCAUACAAGAAAAACUGUCACGGGAGGACUGUGACAGGGAAGCUGAACAUCUCCUGCCCACUGAUAUCAUCAACUCUCCUAUCUAUGAUCAACUUCACGGUACCGUCAAGUGGACGCAGGACUUCCCGCAAGUACUGACCAAUUUGAGUUAUUACGUGGCCGAUCUCCUCCACUUCGUCUACUUCCCUCAUAUCUCUUCCGACCACACCACCUGGAACCCCAACCACCAGAUAGAGCUGGAUGGCACUCAGGACCUGGAAACUAGUGAAUGGGAUUUAAGGAUAACGAGACCACGUGAGGUGACCACUAUCCAUGGCAAGCCUCCGGCCUUCUCGGAGAUGUUCAUUGUCCCCGCUACAGUAACCAACGCCUUCAACUACUACUUCGUUAGUGGAAGAGAGACUCACCACUGUGUCGUUGAUACAACCACGGUGAGAACGUUCAACGGUAAUGUGGGUGCCCAUGAUAUAGACACCUGUUGGACCACACUCACCUUUGUCUAUUUUUAUGACCACGAGUCUUACGACGUAAGAGAGAGCAUCUUCAUGGUCAGGUUCGAUGAUGAUGAAUGGCAUGGGCGCCUCUUCUGGCCCUGGGCGGGACUGCUCAUUGAAAUGACCAAGUCAUCAAUUCUGGUGAAUGGAGAGCCUCCUGAGGGGCUUAGCACCCUAUUCAAAUUUGUCCAAGAGGAGAACGCUGCCUUACUUAAGAUCAAGGGCGGUUACUUCAUCAAAAUAUCCGACAAGGUUGAAAUUCUGCAACCUCAGACUCUCCGAGGCAGGACUUACGGUGUGUGUGGCACGAUGAAUGGAGAUAAGACCCAUGACCUGAUAGGACCUACAGGCUGCGUCUACACUGACUCAGUGCUCCACUCUCAAGCGUGGAUGUCCUCAGCACCUUCAUGCAACACUUUCAAAAUACGAUCCAAAAAGAAGUUGGUGAUUCCCUUCCAGGAAACCUGCUCACGUGACAAGUUCAUCCCCACCGGAAUUUCCCACCCCAAUGUUAUAUUCGACUGCACUGACUGGCGGUACCAGGACCUUGCACAAGGUGAUUACAGGUGCAAAGCCAUAAUCCCAACACCUUCCUGCAAGCCCGGGUGCAAGGCGACCUCCUUAUUGAACACUCAUGUUACUUAUGACUGUUUCAUGGGUCGGACCCAGCAGGAGUUAGAACAAACGAAUUUCACCGCACCGGAGUGUCACCCUCAUAAAUUUGCCAUCACCUACCCGGCCUCAUGUGUGCCCCAGUAGGUUCCCCAGCCCAGGGAUGCCACCCCCGUACCUUCACCGCCACCUUAGCUUUAUUUUUCACACCCAGGAGAGCAAUCACUUUGUGCUGCAGUUAGCUUCUGUUGUUUUGUUCAGCUAAGUUACUAAAUUUAAGCUAAAGAGCAAAUGAUAGAACAUGUUUGAAAAGGUAUUUGUUACCAAUGAACGUAGUUUAGCUCCUUUUUUGUACUCAGUUAACUUUGCCAUUGCUUUUUUUCAUCACAGCUGGUGGUGACGACACCAUACAGCCUCUCUGUGUCAGGUUACUGUGGCUAUUGUAUCCUAUAGGCCUUGCUGAAGGACUAUAAGGUACACGGAAAUGUCUAUUGUCUCGCAAUAGGAAUUCGUUGUGGCAAUGGGUCUCUCGCUCUUUGGCAGCUUUUAGGGAAUUAUCUGUGGAUGUUAUCAUUUAUUUUUACAAUUAGGAGUCAUUAGAGAAAUUCUUGAUCAGGCUAUUCAAUUAUUUACCACGUUCUCUGUACCAGUUUGUAAAUCUGCAGAUGACUGAUGUUACCUCUUGGAAUUGGUGUAGAAUUCAUAUUUAGUUCUACUGCAUGGGUACCUUUCUCUUAAAGUUUUGUUCUAAAAGACUAUUUCCAUAUUGUAGAAAGUUAUCGGUGAGUAUUUUAGGAUUAGAAGGGUGAGCACUUUUUUAUCCGGGGGAAGGUGGGGAGGCCACGAAGUAACCUCUUCUUCCUCAUCCACUUCCCCGGGCCACCCCCCCCCCUCUCCUUCUCCUUCACUUACCCAGGCCCCCCCUCCUCCAUCUCCACCUACUCAGGCCACCCCUCUUCCUCCUUGUACUCCAUCUACAGUACCGAAGCCACCUCUCCUCCUCCUUUUCUUCCACAUACCCAAGCCAACCCUCCUCCUCCACCUUCCCCUCCGCCCCUAAGUACCGUGGUCUCCCCACAUCCUCCCCCAACUAAGGCCCCUCCCUUCCCCACCAAGGCCAGUUUUCCUUUCUUUUCCAGUAUGUGUAACAAGAACAUACUAGAAUCGUUACUCCUGACUCCGCUACCAAGAAGGCGCCUGCCGCAAAUGACCAGCUACCAUUAAUCUCAGAUAGACGUUACACUCUGCUAUUUAAGUUUUUGCUGUUUUUCUGAUAUGAAUGUUGUGUUAUUGGUGGUGAAGAAAAUAUAAAAGUCGAAAAUUU